This is a messenger RNA of Williopsis jadinii, 324 nucleotides long. RefSeq names its product Sen15p (gene SEN15). NCBI's taxonomy places the organism in Eukaryota, Fungi, Ascomycota, Saccharomycetes, Phaffomycetales, Wickerhamomycetaceae. Gene Ontology annotation, biological process: tRNA splicing, via endonucleolytic cleavage and ligation; tRNA-type intron splice site recognition and cleavage. Gene Ontology annotation, cellular component: tRNA-intron endonuclease complex. Gene Ontology annotation, molecular function: nucleic acid binding. The record is from RefSeq and is a predicted model, not a curated record.
GUGAAACAGAACUUGUUGUUCUACAGUCUCUGGACUGAUGUGAAGGAGGUACCGUUGAAAGAGGAAACAGUGCUUUCAGGAAUACCAAAGAACCAUUUACUAGGAGACGAUGAGGAAGAGGGCAACCAAGGUGGGGUUCCCGCUCCAAUCAAGCCAGAAUUCGUACUCCCGAUCAUGCUGGGCGAACAAUUGACACCCUCAAGAUUGAGCACGGUAUUCGAGCAGUUACACAGUCCGAAGAGGUUGGUCGCUGGAGUAGUUAACGAUGACGGUACGGUAGUGUAUUACAUAGUACAUAAUGGGAUUGCUAAACCAAAAAAGAAU